Messenger RNA from Andrographis paniculata, 1984 nucleotides. Its product is annotated as pentatricopeptide repeat-containing protein At5g56310-like. NCBI's taxonomy places the organism in Eukaryota, Viridiplantae, Streptophyta, Magnoliopsida, Lamiales, Acanthaceae. Gene Ontology annotation, molecular function: RNA binding; protein binding. The coding region runs from base 213 to 1682 and encodes 489 amino acids. The record is from RefSeq and is a predicted model, not a curated record. Gene Ontology annotation, biological process: RNA modification. The transcript has a single exon.
AGAACACACAAGCCCAAUAAAUUUAAAGCCUAAGCCCAAGCCCAAUAAACUUUCAACCCACCGCUCCGUCAUCCUCUUCCUCUCCUCUCCGCCCCCUCCGCCGCCUCCGCCGCCGCCGUCCUCUCCUCCUUGCAAUCACCUUUCUGUAUCUCAUAGAUCGGUUCCAAUUCGGCCGAUUUGGCGAACCAUGCCCUAUAUCCGUCGGCGUGGGAAUGCUCAUUUCGAGACGAGCUUUUCAAUUAAGUCUCCGGCGGACGACGGCGACGGCCGCAAUAGAAGCGCCGCUCUCUGUCUCAGCAGACAAAUGCAAAUCAAUGGACCAAAUUAGGCAAAUUCACGCCCAAAUGAUCGUCACCGCCCGCAUUCACGACGCCUACGCCGCGAGCCGAUUGAUCAAUUUUUGCGCUCUUUCAGACCUGAAUUACGCACUCAAACUAUUUCAUCACAUCCCUACCCCGAAUUUGUUCAUGUGGAACACAAUAAUCCGAGCAUUAGCAAACACUUCGAACCCCUCCGAUGGCUUCCUUCUGUACGUCGAGAUGCGAAGGCGCGGCGUAGCUCCUGGGACCCACACCUUCCCUUUCGUCCUCAAAGCUUGCUCGAACAUGAAAUUGAGUAAAUGUUUUGCGCAGGUGCACGCCAAUGUUUUGAAAUUUGGAUUUGAGAUCGAUCCGCACGUCGGGAAUGCGCUGGUGAGAGGGAUUUCUGUAACGUCGGGUAGUGUUGGGGAUGCACGGAAGGUGUUCGACGAAAUGCCUGUGAAGGAUUUGAGGCUGUGGACGACGAUGAUAUGUGGGUAUGCACAGAAUGGAUGUCCCAAGGAAGCAAUUACAUUGUUUCAAGAAAUGAUCGGGGAAGGAUUUGAACCGAGGGGGGUGGUGUUGUCGUCGGUGCUGUCGGCAUGCGCCCAGUCGGCACAGCCGGAGCUUGAGCUCGGGGAGCGAAUUCAUCGCUACAUCGAGGAGAAGGGAAUGGAAGUCGGCGUGAUUCUUGGGACGGCGAUCGUGAACAUGUACGCGAGGAACGGGGCGUUGGCGAAGGCAAAAAAAUAUUUCGAUGGGAUGAAGGCAAAAAAUGUCGCGACUUGGAAUGCGUUGAUUUGUGGGAUGGCGGUUCACGGGCGCGCCGAGGAGGCGAUAAACGUUUUUAAAAUGAUGUUGGAGGAGGGGUUCGAGCCGAACGGGAUUACGCUUCUUGGCGUGAUGUCGGCGUGUUGCCACGCCGGAUUGGUGGACUACGGCCGUGAGGUUUUCUAUUCGAUGUUUGGCGUUUACGGCGUCAAGGCGAAUUUGAAGCACUACGGUUGCGCGGUGGACUUGCUCGGGAGAGGAGGGCGGGUUUUGGAGGCCGAGGAAGUUAUAAGAACGAUGCCUUGGAAAGCCGACGUGGCGAUAUGGGGGGCGUUGUUGAGUGGUUGUCGAGAGUGUGGGAAUAUUGAGGUUGCAGAGAGGGCGGCGAGGGAGAUACUUGAUUUGGAUCCGCAAAAUCACGGGGUUCAUGUCGUGUUGUCGAACAUGUACGUCGAGGCCGGAAAAUGGGAGCAAGCGAUGAAAGAAAGGAAAGGGAUGAGAGACGGGAGUUCGAAGAAAAUGGCGGGAUGGAGCGUAGUCGGAGGCGGGACGAGGGAUCGAUUGAUCGAACAAGUUUGCGAUGCUACUUCGAAAGCAACGCAACAAUAUUAACAUAUUAUUAGAGUUGUUAAACGAAUCAGGUAACUUGUAAAGAGGGAUGAGGGAUCGAUUGAUCGAACGAGUUUGCUAUGCUACUUCGAAAGCAACACGACAACAACAAUAGCGAUGAAUUAUUAGAGCUGAUAAACGAAUCAGAUAACUUGUGCGCGAGCUGAGUUUGAUUUGACUCGUUAAUAGACGAACUCGACUAGUUUGUCGAGAUAGAUGAGCUGAACUCGAAAUUGAGAUGAACUCGACUAGUUUGAUCUUUUAUUAUUUUAGUCCCGCAAUUGGAGUACGUAUAAAGUUGUUUU